GCCAUGAAUUGUGGGGGACUCUCCACUCCAAAGCCAGCCACCCCCGAAGUUCAAGGCAUUGCUAACCAGGUGAAAGGCGAGCUGGAGAAGGCAGCGAACAAGAGGUUUUUCAUCUACAGGGCCAUUUUGUUCUGCGAACAGUUGGUGGCUGGCAUGAACUACUUUGUCAAGAUGCAAUGUGGCGACAAACCGAAAGAUUACGUCCAUCUGAGGAUCUUCGAGGCCCUGCCGGUUUAUGGUGGAAAGAUUGAGCUCUCCAGCUUCCAGCUGGACAAGACCAAGGAUGACCCCAUCAUCUACUUCUAGACACAGCAGUCUGCCUCCGCGCAGAAGAGCGGAGCAGCAAUAAGAGGAGCGCGUC
This is a messenger RNA of Candoia aspera, 361 nucleotides long. Its product is annotated as cystatin-B-like. NCBI's taxonomy places the organism in Eukaryota, Metazoa, Chordata, Lepidosauria, Squamata, Candoiidae. The record is from RefSeq and is a predicted model, not a curated record. The transcript is spliced from 3 exons. Gene Ontology annotation, cellular component: cytosol. Gene Ontology annotation, molecular function: cysteine-type endopeptidase inhibitor activity. Bases 4 to 306 code for a protein of 100 amino acids.